Molecule: messenger RNA, 1361 nt
Organism: Nematostella vectensis (starlet sea anemone)
Lineage: Eukaryota; Metazoa; Cnidaria; Anthozoa; Actiniaria; Edwardsiidae
Exons: 3
Coding region: 183-1028 (281 amino acids)
Source: RefSeq, a predicted model, not a curated record
GGGCAAUAAUCGUUAAUUGCUUACUCUCUUGGUGCCAAUUGAUUAUACAUGUGAUAGCAUUGUCCCGGUUAGCCCUUACUGAUUAUUUAAGGACCCUGUUGUCCCGGUUGAUUGGACAAAGGUUCUCGCGACAAGGCAGGAAACAGGCCACGGAAAAAGAAGAGAAGCUGUUGAAUAAGACGAUGCAUCUCACUUUCAUAUUUUCCUGCAUGGCGAUUGUAACGUUAAUCAACGUUGCCUCAAGCAAAGUCGUCAACGAUAUACUGCACGGAAAGUUAGGCAAGCAAUUUCUUCGCUCGUCGAUCAUUCAAGACGACGGUGAGGAAGAAGACCGAGAGGGAACAAAGGAGUUUGCUCGAGAAUGCGCCCUGCCUAAGCCCUCGCCCCCGCAGCCAGCACCGAAACACCCAUGCGCCAACAGCAACAAGACCCACACGGUGGUCACACCAGACGGGAAGAAAAUCCAGUGCAUUGUACCUGAUGAGAAGGAACUCGUCAAGAAGUUGGAGGGAAUAGGUGGAUACAAUCGGCAUUAUGUGGCGGUCACACUGGAAGAAGCAGAGGAAAACUUUGAUGACCUGCUCGAAAGCGAGAGUACUGAACACAAAAAAACAAAGAAAAUCAGCAAAAAUUUCUGGAGCGUGAUGGUCCGAGAAUUGCUCUCCGUGAAAAAAAAAGUCAGCUCCGUGCUGAGAGGCAAGCGGCAAGUUUCAGUCAACUGCCGUAUGAUGACCACAGCUAAAGGUACACACCUCUGCCCCGCCUGCCAACAUGUCACCAGGCUUGAUGAAAGCAUGUUUCCAAAAUACAUCAAUGAGCUGAGCUGUGCUAAAAGCAAUCCUGCCGCAUACGCGGACAGCAUCCGAUGCUUCUAUAACAUGGGCAAAUGCUACCAGGAAUCAAUGAGCGUCGACCUUCUUACACGCACUGGCAACUUCAUCCCCCUGGGAGACAAUAAGUACCAGGAAGAGUGGGUAAAGAAAACGCAGAAGAUCAAGACUUGCUGUGAAUGUGUGCGGAAGUCUUAGAUUUAACUGGAACUCAUAGUUAACGCUUUGCAAUGCAAUUAUACUAAAAAAAUGUCACUUUAAAAUUAGUGGAAAGUGAAAGCGAUUGGCGUAUUUCCACGCACCGAUUUGUCUAGCCAGAGCAUUUACAAGCUGCGACUUUUCGUGUCCAAGAUGCGGUCUAGAAGAAAGACCGACAACGACCUGAGUCGCGCCAUAAUUUCAGAAGGCACUGAAAACAAACACACAAAAUCGGCCUGACAAAUCGGUGAUUGUAAACAAGCCUUUGCACUACCCAGAAUGCUAGCCGCUCAUAUAAAAUUAUUAUAACAUAAAUAAAAACACAUAACUAUC